AUGAAUGGAAACGCCGUGGAAAUGGGCACCUUUAUGAGUGAAAAACCUCUGACAACUAAAUUUUAUCACUGUCCAGGGACUCAGCCCUCCCUGAUCUUGCCUCUGCGCAAUGGGAAACGGAGAUGGGACCCCAACGCAGACACUGAGUGGAAUGACAUCUUACGCAAAAAGGGCAUCUUGCCCCCAAAGGAAAAUCUGAAAGAAUUGGAAAAUGAAGCGGAAGAGGAGGAGCAGCGAGUCCUCCAGCAGUCAGUGGUGAAAACCUAUGAAGAUAUGAGUUUGGAAGAGCUGGAGGAUCAUGAAGACGAAUUUAAUGAGGAGGAUGAACGUGCAAUUGAAGUGUACAGACUGGCUGAAUGGAAGGCAACUAAAUUGAAGAAUAAAUUUGGAGAAGUUUUAGAGAUCUCAGGAAAGGAUUAUGUUCAAGAGGUUACCAAAGCCGGUGAGGGCUUGUGGGUGGUCUUGCACCUUUACAAACAAGGGAUUCCCCUCUGUGCUCUGAUAAAUCAACACCUCAGUGGACUUGCCAGGAAAUUUCCCGAUGUCAAAUUUAUCAAAGCCAUUUCCACAACCUGUAUACCCAACUAUCCUGAUAGGAAUCUGCCCACGAUCUUUGUUUACUUAGAAGGUGAUAUCAAGGCUCAGUUUAUCGGUCCUCUGGUGUUUGGCGGCAUGAAUCUGACAAGAGAUGAGUUGGAAUGGAAGCUGUCUGAGUCUGGAGCAAUUAAGACAGACCUGGAAGAAAACCCCAGGAAACCGAUUGAAGACACGUUGCUGUCAUCAGUGCGAGGCUCUGUCCCCAUGAGGAGGAGGGACAGUGAUUCAGAGGGUGACUAAGGCUGAAGCUGCCAUAACUUACUGGACUUUCUUGAUAUGAUGGAUUGUCUGGAUUUUUUUUAAAAAGGAAAAAGAAAGGAAUGAAGCCUUUUGGUUUUUAGCCUUUUAUAAUUAUGUUUCGAAUCAUAUACAUUUUAGAAAUAAUAAUUGCUGGGAAUUCUUUUAAAUUUCUUGGAAGUCUCUUUUUAAAUUAUAGCAUUUCCUUUUAAAAAAAUUAUAACCAGCUAUUGCUAUGACAAAUGUCUUAUGUUUUCGUCAUUUAUAUUUACAGUAAACCCUAAACCCUUGUCACUAUUUUUUGACAUAUAAGUAUAUUAAAAAGAAUUUGAAGUUUUAAAUAAUGUAAAUAAAUUAUACAGUGAAAAACUGCAAACUAA
This is a messenger RNA of Carlito syrichta (Philippine tarsier), 1214 nucleotides long. It is a transcript of the gene PDCL3, whose product is annotated as phosducin like 3. Gene Ontology annotation, biological process: angiogenesis; positive regulation of gene expression; protein folding. Gene Ontology annotation, cellular component: cytoplasm. The record is from RefSeq and is a predicted model, not a curated record. The transcript has 6 exons. Bases 1 to 837 code for a protein of 278 amino acids. Lineage: Eukaryota; Metazoa; Chordata; Mammalia; Primates; Tarsiidae.